GCGACCGAAAUACACUAAACUGAUAAGAUGUUGAUGCGAUGUACAAUUGACACUUUUGACAAGACUACAUAGUUGAUUUUUUCGUCAUGUUUGAUGAGCCUCUUUGUUUCGUAACGAGAUGCUACUGGCUGGAAUACCGAAACAAGAGACUGGGCGCUACGUCACAAAAAAAUAAACACGCGAAUGAUCGAGAACAGUCAGCUUUGAACAAAGGAUUCGUGGAACGCGAGGCGUAGUUUCUUGGGCACAGAAAUUACUAUUAAAAUUGAUACACCGUGCGACGGCAGCAGCCGCUGUCGGACGAAUGAUUCUUGGAUUGGUCUGGCGGAGCAGGCCCGGUGCGCGGUGGGGCGUUGGCCACCCGACAUCCUAUUCUAGCUGCACAUUUCGCUCGUACAGCGAACGGCGACGGUCCCCCCCGCCAGAACCCGACAAGUGAAGAAUCCACGCCAUUAUUGAACUGAACAGGGACGCUUAACAUACAAAGAAAAAUGUACUUGCAUCUAACGUUACCUAAAGCAAAGUGACCGUGAUUAGAAUUUUAUUCAAUUCGUGUGUGAGACUUCAAAAUGGCUUCCGAAUACGAUCGGAAGUUCGAGGAGAUGAAGAACUAUGUUCCGUUUUUGGAGAGUAUGAUAAAAAGACUGGAGAACACGUCGGGGUCUACAAAUCCUCGACAAGCUCAACUCGAUAAGAUCAGGUCUCUAAGAGACUUGUUGCUUGAUAAGAAGAAAAGGAUGAAAAUGGAGAAUUUAUUAAAAUGUGAACAAGUAUUAGUAAACUUAUAUGCCAAAGUUGAACAGAGAGAUACUUUGCCUGGUAUAGAUCUCAAGGUGCCCAGUAGUCAAGUGGUCACAAUCAAAGAAGAGCCUGAUUUGGACGUAGUUCGUAAUAAGCUAAAGAUAGUUACAAAAAUGCAAGCUAAUUUGCCUGAUACAUUACCAGAAAUUGCUAGAGCAAAUGACGCGCAAGAAACUAGUACGGCUGGUGCUAAAGAGCCGGCUUUGUUUCAGAGAAGACCAAAUAUAACAGGUUCUACGCAGAUACCAUCAUCAGAAAUUUCUCAGCCUAAAAGAAACUAUACACGCGUUUUAGUUUCUCCUGAACCAAGCUCUCAGCGCUGGUCAAAACAAAGUGAUAUGUCGCCAGAAAAACCACUUUUCAGUCGUAGAUCUCCAAGGAGGCAAUCGCCGACACAUCAUAGAAAAGAUAGGAAACAAUCUAAACAGAGAAAUUCUUCUAAAUCUAAUCUAAAUAUAACACUUAAAGUUCCUGAAGAAAGUUUAGAUUCAUUAAACACGUCGGAUAUAUUUUCCAGGAUUAUCAAUUGUAGUGAUAAUGAUGUAGAUAUAGCUACAUUAAGAGAACUCAGAUCACAGAUUUUGGGAGAACUAAAACAUACAGGUGCCAAAGAAGACAUAUCGGAUUUGAUCUUAAAUUCCUCUAGGAAAAAGAAAAAGAAAAAAUCACAAAAAAAGAAAGAAGAAGUGGAAGAAGGAGAAUUGUCUGACAGUGAAAGUGAAGCCAUUGAGAAUAUCUACGGCAGCCUAGUCAUUUUAGACAAAGAUCAUAAUGCAUCAGAAAAGACAAAAGCUUCGAAUAAACAAGAACAAAAACCACGUAAAAUACAAAUCCGUCUAGUAAUUAAUUCUGAGAAUGAUACUGCUGGUACUGAUACUCCAAAUAUUUCAGAUAAGAAAAGUUUGGUUUCUGAUCUUAGUGAUGUAUCGGAACUGGAAAUAUUUGAUUGUAAUAACGAGUUGGAAACUAAAAGUAUAACAGCUAAAAAGGAAGAUGAUGCAGAACGAAUUCAAUUAAAAGACUUAGCAAUUAAUCUUGAUGAAGAGAUUGCUCCAAAAGCUUCAGAAUUGCUAGAUGAUCAAACCUUACAAAUAUCUGAAAAGGUAGAAAAAGCAGUACUGGCCAAUAGCAGUGAAAGUAACGAGAAAAAAGAAACUAUUAUGUUAGAAGUAGAUAAUAAAACCGAAGUAAAGAAAAAUAAAGAUAAUAUGCAAUUCAAACCCAAUUUCUAUAAACCUUUGAAUGAACAUGAACCUGAUUCUAAAGAAGUUAAAUGUUCUUCCGUUAAAAUCUGUAAAGACGAUAAAAAAAGUUUAAGUAAUGAAAAAAAAUCAGGGGAAUCUUUACAUGAAAAGAAAACAUUACUUGAGAAUACAACCAAAGAUAUUAUAGAUUUGCCCAAACAAGCGUGUGAUGAUGUACAAAUACCUCUGUUGAACGAACCAGCUGUUGUUCCAAACAAAUCCCAGGAAAGUGCAGUGUCAGAAAUUGAUAUAUUGCAAGCUCUUAAAAACGAAAUUUUAAGUGACAGUAUUGCGAUUCCUGUCUCUGAUCAGGUUACUCCCGCAUUGCAUCAACCCAAACUUACUAAAGUUGCAAAUACGCAGGAAAUAGGCCCAAAAAAAAGAAUAUCUAUUGAAAAUUACAAACAAAAGUCAUCCGCAAAAUCAGUGACGAAGCCGCUGUUUACUACACAAUCAUCUUCUAAAGACGAUCAGAGCAAAAAACAAAGUUUAAAAUUAACCGAAAAAGAAUGCGAGAGAUUUAAGUUUGCUUUAAGUAAUGAUCUAAGCUCUGAUGAUGACGAUAUAUUUGAUGAUCUCAAUAAGUCUGAUGAGGAUGAAGGCGUUGAUCUUGCUCCUAAAUCUCCGGAUGACAAAGAGUCUAGCAAAAUAGAAAUGAACACACCUGUAAUAAUACCGAUUGAACCCAUUAAAAAUGCGAUAGAAAGCUCAAAAGCAGACGUUGAUAUGAGAACAUUGUUGCCUUUAGUUUCUCCUGUAGCAUCCACCAUUCCACCAGUUAAAGAUGCUCUUACUCCGGAAACGCUUUUCAGUGCAAAACAAAAUAUUACUAAAAUGGAUAUAAAUAGACCAUCUGAUCCUCGAUUGAAAAAAGAUUCUGCCCCCACGAAUGUCCGUAACGAGUCAUUCAGUCAGUCAGUUAUAUCUGGAUCAUCUUUGCUUGGUUAUCCUAAUAUCACUUCUACUUUGCCUAUAGUACCUGGUUUAAUUCCAACCCUUACGCCCAGUCCAAAUAUGACUCCUAAUUUGGCGCAGGUAAUGACCCCCACAUCAAUGCCGAACAUGACUCCUAUUCGAGCACCUAGUAUGACGCCAAUUGUGACACCAAAUUCUAGAUCAUUUGAAAUUGACGAUCAACCAGGAAGAAAGCAUGUAUAUGCUUCAUUAUACGAUACAGUUGAUUACGCUGAAGAUACACAGAGGUUACCCUGGGAAAAAUUUGAAAAAGUUAAUUCACGGGAUUCCCGAUGGGAACCAGCUACUGAAAGAGAGUGUAAAGAUAAUAAAGAAGGCCAACAAUAUAAUAGAUACAGUGAUUCACGGGAUCUUUAUCCUUAUAAUAAAAUCGAUCGAGAUGAUUACACAGGAAACAAAUUGGAUUCUCAGAUUCCUACAUUUGGAAGAUCCGACGCUUCAUUGACGCCGAGUCAUCCGUUUGGUAGAUCUGAUUGUCCACCUACACCCAGUCACUCUUUUGGCCGAUCUGACUGCCCACCUACGCCAAGUCAUCCUUUUGGAAGAUCCGACUGUCCACCUACGCCUAGUCACCACUUUCGAUCCGAAUGUCCUCCGACUCCCAGCCAUCCAUUCGGGAGGAAGGAUUGUCCACCCAUGCCUAAUCAUCACUUUGGAAUAUCAGACUCCGGUCAUUCCUAUAGUAGGUCGGAAUGUCCAAGGACUCCCAGUCAUCCUUUUGGUAGAUCUGACUGUCCUACUACCCCUAGUCAUUCCUUUGGUCGAUCGGAAUGUCCAACAACACCAACUCAUUCUUUUGGGCGGUCAGAAAUGCCCAUGACACCUAUCCACCCGUUCGGACGAGUAGAUCCGAGACUUCAAAAAAGUAAUGAAUACGAUAGCCAUACUCUUAACGAUGAUAGGACUCAUAGAUACUUCAAGGAUCAGUCUUCAUUCCAGCCAUCAUAUAAUGUUAAUAAACAUGAUGUCAAUAGAAAACCAUAUAGUUUGGAUAAUUAUAGAAAUAUUAAAGAGCAAAGCCUUGGUAGAAAUGAUAGAUCUAAUAAUUACUAUAAGGACCAAAGCAGUCGUCCUUAUAACGAAGAAAGAGGAGCAAGGCAUGAUGGAAGUUAUAAUCGCUCAAGAAAUGACCAAGAUCAAUAUAAUACCAGAAAUCGCAAACUGGGUGAAUAUUAUCACAAUGAUAGACAAGGCCGAUUAAGUGAAGUUGAUUCACGAUCGCCUUAUCAACGUGAAAGAAGUGUCGGACGAACAAAUUCUUUUGAAGAUAGACAAGGUCGAUCACAUUCCGUUGCUCGGAAUGUUGACAGAACUCAAAGAGACAAUGCUGCCAGAACAACAAAUACGCUGUCGGUAAAACCACAAGCUGGUCGUUCUUUUACCAUUGAUACAAGUAUAGACUCUACUUUCCAAAAUUUCAUGAAAAAUAUUAAAGAAAAAAGUAUAUUCAAUCAAUUAUUUGAUAGAAAAACUCGAGCAUCGAGCGUAGGUAGAACAUUCGUGCGCGAAAUUAGUGUAGGGCGGAUAUCGUUACAUCCAUCCGAUUCUUUAGAUAAUGCAGAAAAAAAUACUGAUAGGUUUAGAAGAGCUCGAAGCGUAGUAAGAGACACAAGAGAAUCUAAAAGUUUUAGUGAAAUCAAAGCUGAUUUUGAAUCUUAUAGAUCCAAAGAAAAUAUUGAGAUUAAAAAGAAAGAUUUGCUGUCUAGAAAGACAUCAGAUAGAAGUAGUCCUCGCGUAUCAAAAUCUAAUAAUAAAGACUUUAGGCCAAGAAAUACUCAUGAAACCAAAUCACAAUAUUCGCCCAGAAAAAAUAACAGAGAUCCCAGAUUAAAUCGUGUUUUUAACCGAGAUCCGAGAAUAAAACAAAAAGAAGACAGAUAUAAGAAUGACGCUCGUGAUCAGAAAAAAUAUGGGAUAAUAUAUUCAAAUGAUAAUAUUGCUAGUGGCACCAUUUUAGGAUCUGGGUAUGGAGUAAAGAACUAUAAGAUUCCAAAAAUAAAACGAGCUGAAGAAAUAAAACACGUAACACAAACAACAGAAAAAUCUGACACAGUACGAAGUAAACAAGAGAAAACAUUUGUUAAAGGAGAAAAGACUGAUGAGAUAAAGAAGAAAGAUAAGGAAGUGAAAUGUGGAAAAAUAAGCAUGCGGGAGGAAAAAGUAAAACCUAGUGAUGUAGCACCUGAUAAAAAAGGAAGAAACUCUAGUAAAAGAGCUGAAAAUAAUGAAGAGGCGAAUAUUUCCAGUGAUGAUAUUAAAGCUAAACCGCGUAGAUCAAGGAGGCGGAUAAAAGAUUCCGAUUCUGAAUCGGAAGAAUCAGUUAAGAACAAUGACAGACAGAACACAAGUGUAAUAGAAGAACCACAAUCAAAAUCGAUUGAAAAAGAUGUGUUAAGUAAUAAAGAUCAGCCUUGUAAAUUUUUAUCAGAAAAUAAAGUUGUGAGCAAUAAAGACCAGGCUCAUAAAUCACUUACAGAAAAAGAAGAGUCGAUUCAUAAAGAUGGGGUUCCAUCAACAGAAAAAGUGGCGAGUCAAAAGGACCAGGGGGAUAAUUCAUUCGACAGUAGUUUUGGAAUUGAUGAUAUGGAAUUAUUUUCCGAUAAUAUUGUAUCUGAUCCAGUUAUUGACAACAUUAAUUCUUUGAUAGCAGGUUUGGACAAAGAUUUAAAGUCAUCCAAACAUAUGAGUCAAAGUACUGGUAAAUUUUCUAAUGAAAUAACUCUUGUAAAUAUGUUAGAAAAUAUAACUCCUCAAACGGCAACUGAAGUUUCUAAAGAAACAGAUGAUUCUGCUUCGCACGAAAUAAACAAGUUCAUUGGAAAAGAUGAUAAUAGCAAAAUUAGCAGUGAUGCUACUGUUACUAAUGAAACUACUGAAGAACAGGUCGCUAUAGGUCUGGAAAUAUCAAGAGAAGUCAACUUAACGAAACAGCUUAAUGAAAAUGAAGAAAUACUCACAAAUAUUACAAUAGAUUCAAAAGUUUUAAUUGAUGAAAAAUCUGGUUUUAUUGACAAAGACAUCAACGAAACCGAACCAAAGGACACUCAAGUACCUAUUCAUGAAAAAACAGGUAAUGUUAAAAAUAAAUUAAUUGAUGAUCAAGAUGUGGCCAUAAAUACUUCUAAAACGAACGAGAAUAACCAGAUUUUUAGAGAAAAAACUGGCACUGUAGUCUCCACUACUGAAAAAGGAUUAAGCGCCAACGAGUUACAUAAUAGUGACCAGCGAAAUGCUAGGUCUACAACUCCUGAUAGUACAAAUACAGAUGAUAUUCAAAAAGAAACUGUUCGUGUCGGUAGUUUGCCUGACAGUACUGAUGAAGUUCAUACCGAAGUUUCAUCAAGCGAUACUUCAGCCUCUUUGUCAUCAAAUUAUCCCGAAUCUAGUUCACAUAAAGAAGGAUCAACCAUAUCAGAUCCACUUGGUAAUAUAUUGUCGAUAUUGCAGAGUAAAUCAAAACUAAAAGAGUUACUUAGUAUGUUAGGCGAUCAAGAAAAUGAGAAAAUCAAAAAGAAACUAGAAAAAAUAAGUGAAAUAGUAUCUGACGAGGAAGAUAUUAGAAACGAUUUGGCACAAGACUCUACAAUGGGCAUAGACCAAGAAUCCUGCGAUGGAAGAGAAAUGGAAUGCACAAAAAAUGAUGACACGGAAUCCAGGGAAUGUACACAAAACUUGACUAAAGACUCUCCUAUAGAAAGUGAAGAUAACAGAGCAGGCAAUGAUAUAAAUGAAACGGGAAGCAUUAAUAAUGUUGAAAUUGAAGAAUCAAAAUCAGGCAGUGUUAGAGUAACGAAAAAAAAUAAAACUGUGAAAAAAUGUCCGACCAAAAAAGGUAAAAUUACCAAAAAACGACAUUCCAACUCUUUAGACAAGGUGUCUGGUGAUGAAAAACGCGUGACUAGAUCUGAUGUACAAAAAUCUGUCCAAACUAGAAAGAAAGUGUCGCGGGAACUACUUAAGUUGCAAGAAGAUAUAAAGGAGAUGUUUAUUAGUGAUGAUGUCCUCAAUGUUACAGGAAUUCGAAUGUGCCGUCUAGCUAAACUUGUAGAUGAAAACCGACAAAAAGAUACUUUUAGUAAAAACGAUACGGAACCGGUUGUUGUUAUCGAGAAGAUAAACAAAAAUGAAACAAUUGAAGAAGCUACAGAAACCAAAGCAGGCAAAAAAGUAACAGGAAUAAUAGCUAGAAAAAAACCAGGGCCGAAAUCAAAAGUACGCAUUGAUAAUUCCGGUAAUGCUGAUGAAAAAUCAGAGAAACAGAAAACUAUUCCAAAAUAUAAACCAGGACCUAAAUCGAAGACAAAAUCUGUUAAGACAACGGGUGAUAUAGAUCCCUAUGAUUUUGAGACAGAUUCCAUAAAUGAAUCAACUACUAGUAAGAUGAGCGAAGGUAGUGGUCAAGAAAGUUCAGACUCUGAAAGUGAAUCGUUGACUUCUCUAACUAGUUUCGGAAGUUCCGAAGCAUUGUCUGAAUUGAAACCCCUAUCAGAAUUGAAAAAGAAGCCCAAACGUAAAAGAAGUUCAUGGAAAUCUGGUGUUAUAAAGCCAAAGAAUAAAAAGAGAAAAACCGAUCAAAAAGUAGAAACAGUCACAAAAAUCCAACCAAUUAAUGAAACUACGCAAAUCACUAUACCUGACUUCAAUUGUUUUAUAGAUAGAAAUUAUUGUUACAUGAAGAAUGUUUUUUCGUAUUCUUGUCGUUUGUGUGAGUAUACUGGUGAAGAAAUUGUAGCCCAUUAUAAAAAAGAACAUCCUCAUACUGAAAUUCCUUUAUCACGACUGAGCCCAGACGUAGCAGAAGAAGCUAUUGAACAGUGUGAAGAAAUCAAUUUCCAGGCUAUAAGUAAAAUACCUACUGAUAAAUAUGUCUGCAGGUUCUGCUACAAGGAAUUUGGGAAAAGAAAAGCAGCAUUAGAAUCUUUCUUUUGGCAUGUAGUUAGCAUGCAUACCGGAGAAUACAAACAAAUUUGUUCAGAAUGUGUAAAUAUUACUAGGUGCCCAUUCAAUUUGGACAUCCCACCACCCCCCAAAGACAUUAAGGGACAACUCAUUGGAUAUAUCUGUGGUAAAUGUAAUUUUACUCAAAUUUCUCUUGAGAAUCUUAAAACGCAUGUCAUUGUGCGUCACAAUGACGAGCAAACUGAAGUUUACACGAUAAAUUUAGCAAUCAUGUCUAGAAAAAUUAUAAAUUUACUAUCCAAACGUACAAGUGUGCCGGGAACUGAUAAGCCUCGCGUGCUAAGAAGUUCGCGAUCCAAUCAAAGUAUGGCUGAAAUGAGCGAUGAUCGCAGUGAUGCUACAGAGUCUCUCAGUUUCGUCACUGAACCUGAAGCAAUAAAGAAUGAAAACGAUUUUAUCGAGAAAAAAGAAAAAAGGAAGUUGUCUUCUGAGAAUAAAUCAAAAUUACAAUCAAAAAUUACAUUUGAGAGUGAUGAUACUGCUAGUGAAAGUAGUAAUAAAGCGACUUCAGCGUUUGCUUCUCAGAUGCCUGUAAAAGUUGAAAGAGAUGACGUGGAGGAACAAAAUCGGGCAGAGGCUACUUACUGUGGGUCUAUCGAAGUAAACUCUGCCAUCUUAAAUCAAUCCGGCGAAGUGGCCGUUCCUGAAGGCAUCACUCGAUCGCAUUUUGAAGUUAAAUACGCAGACGGUGGAACAAGGCUGGUACUAACAUGCUUCAUAAACGGGCUGGACUGUCGUUAUACGUGCAGCUCUAUAAAAGCUCUUAGAACACAUGUAACUAUUAAGCAUAAAGAUCAGAAAUGGGAUGGAUAUUGCUUUGACUGCAAAGAUUUUAUAACCACUCGAGGUAAAUAUAUAUUCAAAGAUUUUAUAACACAUUUCCAUGAAAAUCAUUUGGAUAACAGUCGACAAUUUGAGAAUAUAGUUUCAGAUAUACGCUUCAAUAUGACUUGCUCUGAAACUGAAAUAAAACAGUAUAUAUGCUAUAUUGAAGGGCAUGAUUAUUAUCAGAGCCCUACCCUGGACAAUUUGAAGUUACAAAUAAGUGCUCAUAAAGGGAAAUGGGAUGGAUAUUGUGUUGACUGCAAAGAAUUCGUGAAACCACAAGGCGAAUACUUAAUUCAAGACUGUUUAUCACACUUUAUGGUUGAACAUAAUAUAAAUGAUUCGCCAGAAUCUACUCCAGGAAUUGAGGGUGAAACUCUCCCAUGUAAUCAGGCAGAAGACAAUCCUGCUGCCAGUGAUAUUUUUCCUUAUUCACAUUUCAAAGUUACCUACACAGAUACAGGAAACAAAGAGUUUGUUUGUUGUAUUAAUAAAAUGAAGGGUGUUCAUUAUAAGACACCUUUGUUGAUUUCAUUAAAAAGGCACGUACAAACAAGGCAUUCGGAAAAUUGGGAUGGAUAUUGCUUUAUGUGUAAAGUUAUUGUGGUGCCCCAAGGUUUACACUUGUUUAAAGAUUGUCUACAACAUUACUUGGAUAAACAUAUGGAUGACUUCCCAGAACUAGAGAAGGAGCCUGAACCGGAAAAUUCAGUGGAAGAAUCUGAGAAACCAGAUGAAACUCCAGCCCCUCCGACAGCCAGACCUUACAUUAACGUUCGGCCGUUAUCUCAGUUAACAAAUAUCGACGCAGAUGAAGGAGGUCUAAUAUUACCGAAGAUAGAGAGUGUAGUUAGUCUAGGUGCUACACCUGCGCCUGCCGCGGAAUUUUCUGGUCCUCCAGAGGAAGAAGCGAAUCAAGCAGAUCCUCCCGUACCCGAGCCAGAGUUACAAAUUGAUGAGUUCCACAAUUACGAGGCGUCGCAAAUCAAAGUGAUGAAACAAAAGCACCCAGUGGUGCAAGAGGCUAUGUUGAGGAAGGAGAAGUUAGUAAGGGUGUUCAAAUGCGCCGGCAGUUAUUGUUCUUUCGCCACAGAUUCUGCUGACAUGGCGCUUUCGCACGCUUUGACUCAUCAGAAGAUUGGUGGUGAGAACGCCUUGUGCUGUUCUUAUUGUGACUUCGACUGUUCUGGCAAUGCAAUAGAUCUGGUGGUUCAUGUUUUUAAGCAUGCGAGCUGUCCGUUUUCAUGCGGCCAUUGUUUCUAUCGAGCUGCGGCUGCGCAGUUGGUAGUGGCGCAUUCGAACACGGCUCACGUGGGGAAACAAGUGAAGGUGUACAUAGCUAACAAUGCCACGAUACCGGAAAAGGACACAGCAAAGAUGUUGUCUAGAGAAGUUGUUGUGCAGUACUAUGUUUGUAAUCAUGUGGAAUACGACCAAGGGCCUCGUUGCAAGUUCAAAACUUACACCGCCCGCAAGUUUUGCGAUCAUCUUCAGGCUCGCCACGCGGGGCUUAUACACUCAUGUUACAUAUGUUCCCAAACACUGCCCUCCGCGGCCGAUCUCAUCCAGCACAUGAAGUCUCACGAUUUGAACCUGUACCAGUGUACGUGGUGCGUCCACGGCGCCGACUCCGAGGCUGACCUGUUGGCGCACGCGGCCACCAGACACCCGGCACAGCAGCCGCAGGCUUAUCUUAGGAUCAUCACUAAUAAGGAUGGAUCAUCUGAGAUGCGAGUGCUUCCGCUGGCGUCGUUCAACCGCAGCAGCAUCGGCGUGGAGCACGUGACCUGCAGCUCCUUGCCAGAGAACCCCGUCAAGGAGGCCGAGCGCUCCAUAGAUCUUCAGAAGCUGAUCGGGCAGACCAAACUCAUGUUUGAAAGUAUAACCGCCUCUACCGAGAAACCAGACGAACCAGCGGCAGAACCGGUAGAAACUCAUGAAAUGACAGUGAAUUCACCAAUGCCGACACCAAACCAAACUCCGCCCAGAACAUCCACUCCACACAUAACUGAACAACCCACACCUGUACCCAAAGCUGAACCAGUUGAAGCUACACCCUCCAAAGUAUCAGAUGAAGUUGUAUGCCUCGAUAGUGAUGAAGAAAUAUCAUCAGACAGAAGCGAGUCUGCCAAUGUCAUUGAUAUCUCAAAGGACGGUGAUGAGGACAAAUCCAAAACUGACAACACAAUAAACGAUGAACAAGUCUUCAAAUGCCCCAAAUGCUUGGUGUGCUACAAGACUGACACCGGUCUAAAACUACACAUUCUGAAGUGCUACAACCCGGAGUGGGCUAUGGCCUGCCCUCAUUGCCACAAGAUGACGCAAAACAGGGAGGCGCUAGUACAACACUAUAUCGCAGACCAUUGUAUGAAAUACGUGUGCUCAUAUUGCAACCGCGAAAAUCAUUCUCUGAAAAGCGCCAAGUCCCACAUGAAAUGGGCCCACAAGGUCAAUAAAAUUACAGUCACACGUGGCCCUGGGAAGAACCAGCAUGUCGUCCAAAAAGAUACGGCUACCGCGGGCCCUGCUCGAUCGGCCCCCAAACGAAAACUGUCCAUGAGUAACGUCCAGGCGCCCCAAGCGAAGCAAAUGAAACGCUACGGCCCGCAGGAUAUAGAACAACUACCUAUCAAUCCGAUACUGGACGACUUGGUCUAUUGCACACUUUGCGAGUUCAACACUAAAGUCCGCUUAAACAUGGUGCGUCACUUGCAAUUGCACGCUGAACAGCAGCCCGUGCCACAAACGGCGCCUGUGAAUCCAGUGCCGCACUUGGAAACCAAUGAGAUGCAUUUCGAUAAGAUGGUGAACUUGGCGUCCAGUUCCUUAGCUAAAGAGAAGACGAAAGAGGUUGGACCCUUGAUAUCGCAGAUCCCUCCGGAAGCCGCGGCCAGGUAUCCUAAAUACGUGCCUGAGAGACAGCGGUACACGUGUGGGGCGAAGGAUUGUUCAUACACUUCUGUCGACGAAGCGAUGCUGAGAUGCCAUUGGGAGACCUUGCAUUCUGGAACGACAGACUACCGCUGCGUACAUUGCCCCCCGUAUCAGCAUUUGGACAAAUCGAAACCUUUGAUAGCGGGAAGGAUUAUAAUGCAUCUGAAAAUGCACGACACGUCAUUAUACGCGUGUUCUUCGUGCACUUAUUAUUAUUUUAGGAAGCAAGUUGUCGAGAAGCAUAUUAAUGAUGCGCAUAAAGGGAAUGGGCAGGUUAUGGUCGUGAGGGAGGAGGCAACUGGGCCCGUAGUGCUGGCCACUUCCGGGAGCGCCCCCACCAUGGAUCUGAAGCCUUGGCAAUGCGGCCUCUGUCAAUUCAAGAGCAUGUUGAGACCGGAAGUCGCCGAGCACUGCUCCAAAAAUCACCAAUCCAAAAUGCAGUUCAAAUGUGCCUAUUGCCCGUUCCGGACCUCGACUCUGGAGAAUGUGGUAAAACAUCAGACAAAUUCCCAUCCAGGGCGACCAGAGGAGAUAUUCUACUUUUAUUAUCGAGAAGGAUCUGUCCCUGAUGAGGAUGGCACUCCAAAAUGGAUGAAGCAACGUCAAAAGAUGGGCAUAACUGAAGAUCCGGUAGUCAAAACAGAGGCUUCUGAGGGGUUGGCUGCUAAAUCUGAUGCUCCGUUGACUGUGACAACAACUAUGCCUGUGGAUCUCAAUAUCGUGAAGAAAGAAGUUGAAGAGAGGUGUCCCGAUGGUGAACUGAGUAUGGAGGAUCUGUGUAGGAAGUUUGGAGAGUUUUGUGAGCCUAACGGACUGAGAUAUAAGUGCUCGCUGUGUAGUGUGGUGACGGAGGACACAAAAGAGGCUAUGCAGUCACAUUUGUACGAGGAACUGCAGUACAGGAAAUGGCGCUGUAGCAUAUGCUCAUACAAGGCGUUCCACAAGAACGGUCUCCACGACCACAUCGCCACAGAGCACCGCGGCAGGAUUCAGGAGCCGUUGCCAAUAAACCUGCCGGUGGACGAGAACAUUGAGAGAUGGGUGGCCGAGCUUCUCAGGCACCAAACAACAAUAAUCGAGAGGAACAAACACAACUUACUCGUACAAAAAGUACAAACGCCAGGCCCCUCAGGAUUGAACGCGCCGCAGAAAGUACCAGAGAAGCCGGUAGAAACUCCCAAAAUUAAUUUUAAUGGUCAGGAAUUGGAAGAGGCUUUUGGGACGUUCGGCGCGGGUAAUAGCAAGGAGUUUUGCUGUCCCAAAUGUGCUUUCAAGACUGAAAAGGAAGACCUGAUGAGGGAACAUUUGGAAAUGGAAUUGACUAAAAUACGGUGGUGUUGCAGCCAUUGUUCAGACAACUUCCAAACUUACCACGAGGCCCUCACACACUGCAGGGGGACACACGAGGGCCAAUGGGCGAGACCCAGAGAGGCGCUACGUGACCCCCAAGUACGGGGCGCGUGGGUCAGAACCGCUAUUGAAACGCAAAAGAAAAACAUCACUGUGAAAAAUGUUGAUUGUCUAACAAAUAGAUCCGAUGGAGUAGCGAUUAAGCAAGUUGAAACGCCGCAAGAUGAUGGGCCAAGAUUGAAAUUCAGCAUGAAGGUGCUAGAACAAGCGUUUGGGCAGUUUGGUGUGGCAAAUAAUAAACAGUUUUGCUGUCCGAAAUGCAUUUACAGGUCGAAAAAUGAGGACGCUGUGAAAGAACAUUUGGAGACUGAAUUGAAUAAAAUACGAUGGAGCUGUAGUCAUUGCCCGGAGAAGUUCCAAACCUACCACGAGGCUCAGUUCCACUGCAAGAUCCACGCUGGGAUGUCAGCGCGCCCCACUGAAGCCCCACGAGACCCAGAUAUGCGUUCCUCCUGGGUCGCGGCCGUCGUACAGGUCCAAAAACUAGGCAUGAAAGCGGCUGUUAAUGAAAACCUACACUUUUCUCCGAACAAGAAUUCCCCAAGUGACCCAGAGGAUUCCCUACUCGUCGUCCGCUACGAAGAAAAAGUACCCAUUCCUGAAACGUCUACCUCGAGACCAAUAUCCGUACCUCCGUCCCCCAGGAACUCUCCGGAACCCCACAGCGAUGACGAAAAGCUGAUUAUAGACGAAACAUUCGCACCGCAUAAAGUCGGCAAGAUGUCGGUUUGUCCGCACUGCCCGUACCAGUCCAAACACCUGAAGGUGGUCAAAGACCACGUGUACCGCCAUUACGGAUUGUACCCUAACGUCUGCGGGUACUGCGAGUACACGGGCUACCGAGCGAACGUCUCCGCUCACCUCGAAACUGUCCAUCCUCACGAGGUUAAAAAGAUCAAGGCCACACCCCUGCCGAAAGGCCGGCCGAUCGUCAAGGAUAUAAAGGUUCGCGUGAGACGGAAAAACACGGGCGAAUGGAGGUUCUGUUUACUCUGCCAAAGCACUUUCACCGCUGAAAAUGCGACGACUCACUCUCACGGCGAUACGCCUGUGGUCUUCGUCAAACACGGCGACAUCGUAGUGAACUGCAAAGUCUGUCAAACGUUCAGGAAAGAUGCAGAGUCGAUGGAAGAGCAUUACGCCUCCGCUCACCCGGAUAAGCCAAGGAAUUACUUCGUUUUCCAGAUAGUUUACCACCCGACUAAUGGCGAGACCACGACACCGACUUUCAAGAGGAUUCCGCGGUUGCCGUCUGAGACUAUAAAUAUCAACGACGACGACGCUCCUCCUCCUAAGAAGGUAGCCAGGAAGUCCACGACCAAAUUGCCGAUGCAGACUGUCGCCAAAAAGUCUACAACGAAACUACCUCUCCUAUACAUCUCUGAAGAUGAGGAGUACUCUUUCUACGGAACCAAACCGCCUCCCUUGGACUCGUUUGAAAAUGUUACAACACUAAUGCCCUUCUGUAAUACUAUGAUGCCGUUUACGGUUAAGAAAUUGAGUGAAAUAUUAAAAAUCAAUCCUGUUGUGCUCGUGAAAGACAUUAAACAGUGAAUGUUGAUCAAGAACUGUGAAUUAUUUGUGUAAUUUAAUAGGUAUUUAAUUAGUCCAAGUUUAGCUGUCUGCUAGUUAUUAUAUAGGUUUUUCGAUAAAAAUAUUGUUUUAGUUUAAAAGUGAGAUAGAAAUUUUGUUACUGAAAUCGGUUUAUUUACGUGAUUUUGAGAAUAAUUUGAACGUAGGAAAUAUUAUUUUUGUCAAUUUCAAGAUCAAGACAUUUUUUUUUACUUUAAUCCUGUUUCGUUGAACCUAGAGUUUUAUUUUCUAAAGCCUAUAGGUGUCUGUGACAAGAAAUAUGAUAAUUAAACUUGGACGUGAUAAUCUGUGAUUUCAAAACAUUCUUAUAUAAGUUUCUAGUUUUGAUAUUAGGUUAUGUUAGUGAUAUCAAUUCACCUCGAGGCAUUUGUAUUUUUCUAGUUAGUAUAUAUGUUGCUGCGUUUUGUCAUUAUUCUAUGAAUCAAUCGAGAUAGUUGAUAGUGCAAGACCAUAUAAACCAAUAUUCAGUUCCUCUAGAUCUAUGAAGGUAAUUUAAACCCUAAUUCAAUAUUUGUGUAAAUGUGAUUUAUCUUGUAAUACCUCUUCAUCAUACAAUGUUUAUAAAAAAUAAUGCGCGCUAUCCACAUGUCACCAUUUUUAGUUGUUACAUUUGUUGUAAACUAAAAUAAAUGUACCUAUUUUUUUUUGUAAAGUAUUACGUUUGCUCUUCGACCAAUUGGGUAAUUUUAAAUUUGACGUUCCAAGUUUUGGCUGUUUCGGAGCCAAUCAGGCGUCAGGAAGUGAGUGAAUAGUGUGUUGUGAUUGGCUGAAGUGUGGAACGUCAAAUUUUAUGUGCUUCGUUUUAAUAUUGGAAUAAGACUCCGAAAUUUUCAAAGAUUCUUAUUAAUAUUGAAAGUUGAAUAAAUAUCUGAUUUCAGCUCAGUUGAAGAAUUUGUUUUUUUUGUGACCUAAUUUUGCCAGAAAAGCAUUCGGAUAACAAAGAAAUUAAAAAGAAUUAUCACAACAAUGUUCCUACUGCAAAUUCAAGUAAAAUAAGAACACCUAGUAAAAUAAUUAAGGCUUAAUGAGGGAAUUGAGUGAUUUCGUUACUUGAGUUGAUAGCUCAUCGUCAAAAAGAAGCCAAAUGACCCUUGAUUGGCUUUUACAAUCUGCACGAGAAGAGAAGUAACCUGGCAGACGCUAUGAUGACGCGGCACUGUCAGAUGAUACUACCUACUAUGGAAGCUGUUUUUUUUUAUUUAUUCCAUUAUGCAAGCUAUCUGUAGAGUAUACUUAUUCAAGGAUCCGCUAAACGUAAUUCAGUGUUUUGCGUCGGUUUAUAAAAUGCAAUGAAAUUAAUUUAGAAAUUGGAAUUCGUUUGAAACUUCAUACAUUGUUUGCAGCCAGCAUGCGAGCUCUGUUUGCUAACCACUCUGAAACUCGCAAAUUUGUUUGGCACGUGAAAUACACUGUUCCUGAAGUUUGGCACUAUGGGAUCAAUCUCGGAAAUGAAUUUCAAAUAUGUAGAUAUUUAUUGGGAUUUGUGGAUUUGAUCAGUUCAAGUAAUUUGAGAUUCGGUUU
Molecule: messenger RNA, 16262 nt
Organism: Amyelois transitella
Lineage: Eukaryota; Metazoa; Arthropoda; Insecta; Lepidoptera; Pyralidae
Exons: 10
Coding region: 570-14702 (4710 amino acids)
Source: RefSeq, a predicted model, not a curated record